AUGGCGAACCACGACGUACCCAGCGAGCCACCAAUUGUCCCGCCAGUCGUGGAUGAAGCUGAACUGAUUGGCAACACAAGCGCGGAUUUCCCCGUCAUCGAGGCCGAGCCCGAAGAAGAGCUUGAUCUGCCCCUCGAUACUGCGGAACAGCAGCGACUCCUGCUCCAACAGGACGAGGACCAACCCCAGGCUGGUCCUCCUCUGCCACUCCCUGCACGCCCCGGCCUACAGCGAGGCAAUUCGGUUCCUACACCCGCGCCGCACCUUCCUCCCCCCGCGCCGCCUGGCCCGCCUCCAGACACUCCCCAGAACGACUCGCUUUCGCUGGCGCAGUUGCAGCAUCUGGUCAGGGGCAUACCCAAAGUCGAGCCCGCGCCGUAUGCCUUCACCUAUGACGAUGCCUCGUCUUUCAAGGAAGAGCUGGAGGAGUGGUUCUCGUAUGCGGUCGAGGAGCAGGCGAUGCUGCUCAAGACACAGGCGUCGUAUGCACUGGAAUGGAGCGCAUUCCACGGGCUGAGCGACGCAGCGAAUGGCGAGGACGGCUUGGACUGGGCAGCAGCAGCAUUCUCUCAACGCAAAGAUUUUGUGCAGAAAAUGCUGGGUGGGCUGAAAGAGAACGAUUUCUUUUCACGGCUGAAGAAGCUCGAGGCAUUGGUCUACGUGCUUCUUGGGUGCUGGUACGAGACAGCGGGCUUGACUGAAGCAGCGGCGGAUAGCAGCGAGACAACAUCGGGGCAGGAGCCGAGCGCGGGCCAGACGCGCAGCACAGCACAUCAAAGGUCAGGGAGGCAGGCUGCGCUCAUCAGGCGCAAUGUGCACCUAGUCGCCGAGUGCAACGGUGUCCAGAGCCUUGUGGACAUGCUCGAUGCCUCGUUCAGGAAAGCAUGCGGGGUGGACGCAGUAGCCGAAGUGCAGCGCGACUCAAAAGAAGCAGAGCGCCGCGAGAUUUGGUGCGCAAUGACCGCCGUCUACGUCAUAUUAGAGGUUGCGCGCGACGAGGACAAGUCUGGAAAUGGCAUCGGGCUCCGAAGUGCUAUUCUCGAUCUGAAAAAACCUGGUCUGCUAGUCGUAUUGGUCGAGCUCAUUGCAAAGCUGAGGUGGGAUGAAUCCAUCAAUCUGCCACUAUGCAAGAUAUCUUUGCUACUAUGGAAGACAAUGCUGGUGACCUUUGGCGGUCUCGCAGAGGUCAACAAAGUCAAGGAAAUGUUUCGAGACACGAAUCUCGGGGCAGAAGAUGAUAAAGGGCAGCCGCUCAUCACUGCCUCGCCGCUUGACUACCACCUCUUCCGACAAGAAAUCAGCUCAAAGUACCCAGCGUAUAACCCGCCACUUCCGCUCUUCCCCCUUGAGCCCGAAAAUAACUCGAUAUUACCUCCGCUUAAGAAUCACCCCAACAAGGUAGCUGGUAACCACGUCUUUGGCUCUGGGCUUGGGGAUCCAAAUGGCAACGUUACUUCUAUUAUGCAUCAACCGGUUCAUAUCGCGACCCCUGCCCCAUCGCCCCCUCCUUCGCCUGCAGGCCCGGGUGGCAAGGGCGGUAAAAAGCAAAACUACCAGACGAACCAGAUGUUUCCUUUUCUGUACCCACCGCUUGACGAAUCGAGCAACAAGUUGGGCGGUAAAGGCUCGACUGACUUGCAAGAUCUCCUGGUUGGACGCAAAUGGGAGGGCUCAGACAUACCUACAUCCAUCAUGGAAGCUGCAGAGCUCUUUGCGAAACGCAUGAAGGCUACACGUGCGAUGAAGCAGCUGUGGGAAGAACGUGUCGCUUUUAUGAAAUACGAGAGAGGCUGGACUGGCCCUGACGACCACCCUGAUGUUGAAGAGCUAUCACUUGAACCCAAGCAAAACGAGCCAAAGAAGGAAUCCCUUGCUCGUGGGAGUUUUGAGGAGCGACUGCAGCUGGUAGAAGAAUUCUACCGUGUUGCAUUACCGAACCUGCAGUCGCUGAUCAUCGUGCUGAUAAAAGCAAUUCUCGCACAUGUAACAGCGCUAGUGACACAGUCAAGCGGUGCCAAUGGCCUCCAGAGUGGGUUCCAGUUCCAGGACAGCCAGAACGGCACGACGGCCGAGCGACCUGAUAUGAACGGCCUCAAUGGCCACGGUGCUGCGUUGGCCACAAAUGAAGAGCUAGAUGCUAUGCGGACCCAGGAAGUGCUUGACAAAGCGGUCACUGGUACCCUGAUUCUGAUUCUGAAGUGGUUCAAGGUGUCUCAUAUUUUGAAGUUUGAGUACAUUACUCAAUUGCUUGUUGAUUCAAGCUACGUUCCUCUCAUCUUGAAGUUGCUGCAGCUCCAAGAAGUCGAGAAGAUUGUCAACUUCAAGAGUGAGCAGGAAGAGCUCAACUUUUUCAACUUUUGUUGGUCGCAUUCGAGAAAUGCGUCGGAGGAAAACAGCAACGCACGGUACGAGGGAGACAAGCACGAGGAAGAAUCCGACGAAGACGAUGCGGCACCACCUCCGAUCCGGCGGUCGAGGCUUGAUUCAAACGAGUCGGGUGUUGAGCCAGCACUUUCAUCGACUCAGUUGCAGCCUCCGGAGGUAGACGAGCUCGGCUUCCCGACCAACGAAUUGCCAAAAGAGCCAAUCACCAAUUUCUCGUGGCGUGCAUUCUUCACGUCGAUCAACUACCUGCGCAUCAUGCAAAAGAUAUGCAAGGACAAAGCACAUCGCAACCUGAUGCUUGUGUCAUACAAGUCGUCGCAGUUUCUCCGGAAGAGUCUCAAGGUACCGCAACCAGAGUUGCGCCUGUAUACACUCAAGCUCUUCAAGAACCAAGUUCCGUACUGCGGUCGUAAGUGGCGACAGUCCAAUAUGCGUGUCAUCACGGCUGUGUACCUGCACUGCAGGCCAGAACUCCGAGAUGACUGGUUAGCGGGAAGCGACGUGGACGCUGAGGUGGAUGAAAGCGUGCCUCUGGAGCAGGCGUUGCGAUCGCUGACACACUGGCACAACCUCAAGCGGUACCCCGAGAGUUUGGGCGCCAAGCCUGGCGUCCUUGAAGAAGAGCAGGACUUUUUCCGCAACGAGCUCGAAAAGAUGGAUUGGGGCGACGAGGGCCUUAAUGAAGGCGAGAUGGAACAAAAUUGGCCGGAGCUUCAGGUUGAGGGUUGGUGA
Messenger RNA from Exserohilum turcica Et28A, 3117 nucleotides. RefSeq lists its product as uncharacterized. NCBI's taxonomy places the organism in Eukaryota, Fungi, Ascomycota, Dothideomycetes, Pleosporales, Pleosporaceae. Gene Ontology annotation, cellular component: cytosol. The record is from RefSeq and is a predicted model, not a curated record. The transcript is spliced from 2 exons. The coding region runs from base 1 to 3117 and encodes 1038 amino acids. Gene Ontology annotation, biological process: cytoskeleton organization.